UUUCUUGGUUCAUGUCAUGUGAAACCGCGUAUCCACAGUGCUUUUUUUGAAACUCUUGUAUUCAAUUCAAAGUCUAAAUAUUUGAUUUUGAUUCUAAUUUCUAAGUUUUCUAACGACACACAAAACCACACCACCCGUAAGGACUUUCCCAGACCAGUCUUCUCUCUUCUUCAUUCCUUUUCCUUCAUUUCUUCGCGUCUUAAAUACAUCUAGCUUUACAUCUCUUUAACACAAACCCAUUAAUUAAUUUUCCUGUCUUUUCAUCUUUUGCCAGAAACCCAUUUCAUUUCAAUUAUUUUCCAUUUCUGGGUUUUUUUUUUUAUUUUUCCCCUCUUGGUUCGUUUUCUUUUUCCUGUGAAGUUUGGUUUCUUUUCUUCAUGUAGGAGUUUCUCUUUGACCAAACAACAGCAAGAACAAGAAGUAGUUGGUUGCUAUGUUGUCCGAGUUUUCUCCCAUUUUGGUUCUUGUUUUAAUCUUUUCUGGUGCUUUUGAGGCAACUGCUGGAAUAAAUCACCACAAGAAGAAUGUAAAUUCCAAUUUCUCGACUCUUGCUGGUAUUGAGUUACCUGGGCACAUGAGCUUCAAUGCAGUUUCUUCUUCAUCAACUGUAAAAACAACAGAUUGCAGCCUCUCAAAAGCAAAGAAAGAUCAACACUCACAAUCAAUAGCUUCACAAGAAGAGGAAGAAGAUUGGGAUCUUGAUGAUGAUGAUCAAGAGUCUAAGCAAACACUGAAACUUCACUUAAAGCACAGAUGGAUAAAUCGAGAUUCUACGCAUAAAGAAUCUUUCGUUGCUUCCACAACGCGUGAUUUGACCAGAAUUCAGACUCUACACAAGAGGAUUUUAGAGAAGAAGAAUCAAAAUGCCCUUUCAAGAUUAAAUAAGGAGGAGCCAAAGCAACCUGUAGUUGCUCCUGCAGCAUCACCAGAGUCUUAUCCAGCUAAUGGGCUUUCUGGGCAGCUCAUGGCUACUCUGGAGUCGGGCGUAAGCCUUGGCUCAGGAGAGUAUUUCAUGGAUGUUUUUAUUGGUACACCUCCUAGACACUUCUCUUUGAUUCUUGAUACUGGUAGUGAUUUGAAUUGGAUUCAAUGUGUUCCUUGUUAUGAUUGCUUUGUGCAAAAUGGACCUUAUUAUGAUCCUAAGGAAUCAAGUUCUUUUAAGAAUAUUGGUUGCCAUGAUCCUAGGUGUCAUUUGGUCUCAUCCCCUGAUCCUCCCCAGCCCUGCAAGGCUGAGAAUCAGACAUGUCCUUAUUUUUAUUGGUAUGGUGAUAGUUCUAAUACCACCGGUGAUUUUGCAUUAGAAACCUUUACAGUUAAUCUCACCUCACCUGCUGGGAAAUCAGAAUUUAAGCGAGUGGAGAAUGUAAUGUUCGGUUGUGGUCAUUGGAACAGAGGCCUUUUCCAUGGGGCAGCAGGGUUGUUAGGACUUGGAAGAGGGCCUCUUUCCUUUUCCUCACAGCUUCAGUCUCUGUAUGGUCACUCCUUUUCCUAUUGUCUUGUUGAUAGAAAUAGUGAUACUAAUGUUAGCAGCAAAUUGAUUUUUGGGGAGGAUAAGGACCUUUUGAAUCAUCCUGAGGUGAAUUUUACUUCAUUGGUUGCUGGAAAGGAAAACCCAGUUGAUACAUUUUAUUAUGUUCAAAUAAAAUCAAUCAUGGUUGGAGGAGAGGUGCUAAAAAUACCUGAGGAGACUUGGCAUUUAUCCCCUGAAGGUGCUGGUGGUACCAUUGUGGAUUCUGGUACAACCCUCAGUUAUUUUGCAGAACCAUCUUAUGAGAUUAUAAAGGAUGCAUUUGUUAAGAAGGUGAAAGGCUAUCCAGUAAUAAAAGAUUUCCCAAUUCUGGAUCCUUGUUAUAAUGUCUCUGGGGUUGAGAAAAUGGAGCUGCCCGAGUUCGGAAUCCUUUUCGAAGAUGGAGCAGUGUGGAAUUUCCCUGUAGAGAACUACUUCAUAAAGCUUGAACCUGAGGAAAUUGUUUGCUUGGCCAUUCUAGGGACUCCCCGAUCUGCUCUUUCAAUAAUUGGCAACUAUCAGCAGCAGAAUUUCCAUAUCUUGUAUGACACAAAGAAGUCUAGGCUGGGAUAUGCACCAAUGAAGUGUGCAGAUGUAUAACAGUACUCAGUAGGAUCCAAAUUCUAGUGCAGAACCUGUACACUUGGUCUUUCUAGAGGGCAAUUUUUGGUUUUCCUUUCAAAGUACAGGUACCAUACAAAAUCUUAGAUUCAUUAUUAAUUUUUUUCCCCCUCUCUUUCUAAAAUACACUCAGCUAUUAUCAUAAAUAUGACUGUAAUCUGCCUUGCAAAGUGUAAUCAAUACAGUUUUAUGCAAUUUUAACUGUUAUCUUUUGAAGUACA
Molecule: messenger RNA, 2349 nt
Organism: Ricinus communis (castor bean)
Lineage: Eukaryota; Viridiplantae; Streptophyta; Magnoliopsida; Malpighiales; Euphorbiaceae
Product: aspartyl protease family protein 2
Exons: 1
Coding region: 434-2107 (557 amino acids)
Biological process (GO): proteolysis
Molecular function (GO): aspartic-type endopeptidase activity
Source: RefSeq, a predicted model, not a curated record